GUAUAUUAUCGGCACUUCCUCUGGGGCGAGUAAAUAAACUCUCUGGUAUCGUUCUCUUUUGCAAUUCUCGCCCAGUAUGGCGCAAAGAGCUACAGCUACCCCUCCUCAGAAUGGCCCUAACCCGAUUGUAUUUUUUGACCUAUCCCUAGGAGGUGAACCCCUGGGGCGUAUCAAAAUGGAACUGUUCGCAAAUGUCACCCCACGAACGGCGGAAAAUUUCCGCCAGUUUUGCACGGGCGAAAGCAAAGACGCCCGCGGAAGACCUCAGGGCUACAAAGGGAGCAAAUUCCACCGCGUGAUUAAAGACUUUAUGAUUCAAGGCGGAGACUUUUUGAACGGCGACGGGACGGGCAGAAUAUGCAUUUACGGCACUGCUACGUUUCCGGAUGAAAAUUUCAAUUUAACCCAUGAUAGGCCGGGAUUACUUAGCAUGGCGAACUCUGGGCCAAAUACGAAUGGCUGCCAAUUUUUUAUCACUACAGUUGCAACUCCGUUCUUGAAUAACAAGCACGUUGUGUUUGGUCGGGUUAUUGAGGGAAUGGAGAUUGUGAAAAUGGUAGAAAACACUAGAACGACACGAGACAAGCCAAAUCAGGAUGUUGUCAUUGCGCAGUGUGGGGAAAUGUGAACCAGAUCUUUAUGAACGCAAGAUCAUUUCGAAUUCAAGAGAAGCACGCCCUUACGAGAGGCCAUCCGGUGACUGGUUCCGCAUUAUCUGAAAUGUAUUCGGCCCUAAUCGGCCAAAAUGGUCCGCGACAAAGUCCUGUUGCUGCAUGGACGGCUCGAUAUUACAAGGUCUUCUAUGUAAUUAGAACAUGAAAGCAGAAUACAAGCGUAGAUUGAGAGACUUGAUGUACUUUAUAG
Molecule: messenger RNA, 864 nt
Organism: Coccidioides posadasii C735 delta SOWgp
Lineage: Eukaryota; Fungi; Ascomycota; Eurotiomycetes; Onygenales; Onygenaceae
Gene: CYP3
Product: Peptidyl-prolyl cis-trans isomerase H
Biological process (GO): protein folding; protein peptidyl-prolyl isomerization
Cellular component (GO): intracellular membrane-bounded organelle
Molecular function (GO): peptidyl-prolyl cis-trans isomerase activity
Source: RefSeq, a predicted model, not a curated record